This is a messenger RNA of Microplitis demolitor, 652 nucleotides long. RefSeq names its product mitochondrial import inner membrane translocase subunit Tim29. The record is from RefSeq and is a predicted model, not a curated record. Gene Ontology annotation, cellular component: TIM22 mitochondrial import inner membrane insertion complex. The transcript is spliced from 3 exons. The coding region runs from base 13 to 624 and encodes 203 amino acids. Gene Ontology annotation, biological process: protein insertion into mitochondrial inner membrane. NCBI's taxonomy places the organism in Eukaryota, Metazoa, Arthropoda, Insecta, Hymenoptera, Braconidae.
AUUUUUCCAGUUAUGAUGACUGCUCGUUCUAGUUAUUUAUUAAAUUUAUUUAAAAAUAAAUAUUUAACUGCAGUUAAAAAUAUUAGACACUGUAGUACUCAAGAAGUUAAAGUAAAAGAAGUUAAAGAAAGUAUUCUUCAAAAUUGGGGAAAAUACUGGAAAAAUCUUUAUCAAGAUUACAAAGAUGUGGCGAUUGACCUUAAGAAAGAUUGCAAAGAACGACCUAUACGUGCUCUAUUUUAUUUUUCAUUGAUUGGCAGCGGUUACUAUUUUUAUCGUGUUAACCCAGAUGAAAUAUCGUUCAGAGAAGCACUGAUGGAAAAUACAUCGCGUUUGAUGUUCGUAGCUGAAAGAAUGCGUAAUCCAGUGUCUGCUGAACAUGUGUUACAUAUGAAACAAUGUUUAAAUGAACAGAUUGUCAGGAGAUUGAGUUUAGGCGUAGUGUCAUUUAUUUGGCUGGACAAUUACUCUGAUUUAUGCAAGCAAUACAAAGUUACUUGCACGUAUUUGAAGCCAAGUCUUGUUAAUUUUCAUCAUCGGAUUGUCGAUGUUGGCUUUCUCGGCAAGUGGUGGAUAUUAGAAAAUAAAAUGCAAGAUUAUGAUAUUAAUAAUAAUGAAAUUUAAUAUAAAAUAUAGUAAAUUGGUUUUAUUA